Molecule: messenger RNA, 4249 nt
Organism: Amphiprion ocellaris (clown anemonefish)
Lineage: Eukaryota; Metazoa; Chordata; Actinopteri; Pomacentridae
Gene: cdh27
Product: cadherin 27
Exons: 17
Coding region: 53-2554 (833 amino acids)
Biological process (GO): adherens junction organization; calcium-dependent cell-cell adhesion; multicellular organism development
Cellular component (GO): plasma membrane; adherens junction; catenin complex
Molecular function (GO): calcium ion binding; cadherin binding
Source: RefSeq, a predicted model, not a curated record
GGCAGGGUCUCGUCUGUGUUUAAAAAGUCAGUCCUCACACACUCUGAGCUGGAUGUACCCAACAGACAUCAUGUUCUGCUUCUUCCUCCUGUGCUAUUAUCUGUCAAGUGCAGCGUUCUCAGAGCCGCUGAGUCGUCACAGAAGAACUUGGAUCAUCGACUCCUUUGACAUUGAAGAGGGGAACCCAGGGCCUUUUCCUUAUGUGCUGGGAACGGUCCAUAUUGAUCGGAGCUAUCGGACUUUCUUUGAGCUAUUUGGAGAAGGAGUAGACGAGGAGCCGAUGGGGAUCCUCUCCAUUGAUAAAGAUACUGGUGAACUGUCGGUCCACAAGGCUGUGGAUUAUGAGGAGAAGACACUGCUCAAGCUGAGAUUUCAGGCCAAAAAGAUGGAUUCAUCAAUUGACACAAAAUUAGGAAUUGAGAUUUACAUACGGGACAUCAACGACAACCCACCACUGUUUCAAAUGAAUCUGUAUGAAAUCACUGUUGGGGAGGAAAGUACACAAGGCUCCAAUCUCAUGACUGUGUUCGCUCAUGACAGAGACCAGAGAGGGUCACCAAACUCAACCUUCCACUAUGAAAUCAAAUCUGUGUCUCCAAAAGUUCCAGACACUGAAUUCAUCGUUGAUAAGUUGGGAGGAAUCUCCUUUAAAGGAUGUUUGGAUCAUGAGGUGGCUGAGAUGUUCACAGUGCUGGUGGAGGCCAAAGACCACGGUGAAGUCAUCAGCUUGUCCAGUUCAACCACUGUAGUCAUUCAUGUCCAGGACGGCAACAACCACCUUCCCGUCAUCAGCGGUCAAACAGGCACCAGCAAAGUGACAGAGCAUGAGACUGGAUCCUCUCCUCUGCGGCUGCAUGUGAGGGACAAAGACACCCUGAACAGUCCGGCCUGGAGGGCCAAAUACACCAUACAUGGAGAAGAAGGAGAGCACUUCAGAGUGGAGACUGAUCCAGACACGAAUGAUGGAAUCCUGACUGUUGUGAAACCUUUAGACUUUGAGGCAGGUGCACAGAGACAGCUGUCGAUCUCGGUGGAGAACGAGGCGCCAUAUUUCUCCUGUACAGUGAAGGACAAGACGUCCUCUGGCCUCUGGAAUGUUGAAACUACUAAAGGCUAUAAUGGUGCAAUUCAGCCUCAUUCUGUAAAAGUCAUCAUCAAAGUGGAAGAUGCCAACGACCCCCCAGUGUUCAGUGUGACUGUCAAAGAGGCCAUGCUGGAGGAGAACACAGCUGUUGGAACUUGGGUAGAGAAAGUGACCGCUGUGGAUCCAGACACCAGUCAUGCAAGUGCUUUUGUUUACAAGGUGGGACAUGAUCCUGCCGGUUGGGUGACAGUGGAUCCUCACACAGGUGACAUCACUACAGUGAAGACACCCGACAGAGAAUCUCCUCAUGUUGUUAACGGCCUCUACACCAUCUUACUGCACGCUGUUGAUGAGGGUGAGCCACCUCAGACAGGCACAGCUACGCUACAGAUCCACGUGACCGACCAGAAUGACAACGUGCCACAGCCAACAGUGGACUAUGUGGACGUCUGUAUGUCUGAUGGCCCCACGACAACCAACAUCACAGCCUUCGACCCGGAUGGAAAUCCCUUUGGAGGGCCUUUCACGUUUGAACUGUUGGGGAAUGUCAACAGAAAAUGGAAAUUGAAUCCUGCAUAUGGUUUCACAGCCGGCCUGGUGAAGGAGUCCGAUGUGUACGCUGGUCCACACACAGUAGAUCUGAAGAUCUCUGACAUGCAGGGACAGUUUGGUGUUUACAACCUCAGUGUGACUGUCUGCGACUGUACUGUGAUACCAAACUGCCAAAGCCGCCGAGACACUGCAAUGAAAGCUGCCUCCGGAGCUUUAGGCGUAGUGUUCGCCUCACUCUUUUUACUUAUAUUUAUGCUGCUGAUGGCGAUCUUCAUCUCCUGCAAAAGAGAGUUCAAAACUUUGCCGGCCGAGGAUUCCUCCAAUGAUACUCUCCUCGCUUCAAACACUGAGAGACCAGGAACUGACUGCAAGGUGCCAGACAGUGUCCUCACAGUGUCUCCUGAUAAGAAACAUCACAGAACAACUAUGCGGCAAAGUCAACAUGAUGGGAUGCAAAACACACAAUUUUCAGCAAAGCAGAAUCAUGCGGAACAAAGCUUCAGCUACAAACACUUUGAGAAUUACAGGAGGGAAGAUCUUUCCUACCUAUUCAGUGAAAAUCAGAACCAGUGUCAGAUGACCUGGAAUGCUUUAAUUGCCAAUGGCCACAACCGCUCCCACCAGUUUGAAGACAUGAACACAAUAAACUACCUCCAUAAAAGGAGCCAUAGCUGUACAACGGACAUGGCAAUCCUCAACCUGCUCCACUGGAGGCUCUCUGCUCUCCAGGAGACAGAAAAGGAUUUGUUGGACUAUGAGCCUCACCUCUAUGCAGAAGAGGGAGAGUCUGACAGCGUCUCAGAUCUAGAGAAGAUUUACAUCGCUGACGAUGAUUCAUUUCAGAAAGCGCUGAAAGAUCUGGGCCCAAGGUUCAACCAACUGGCUUCCAUUUGCAAGCCACCACAAACACAGAUCUGAACAGGUUCUAUUCUGUCACCAACAUUUGCGUACCAUAUAUGAAGAAACUCAUUUUUAAACUGCUGGAUUGCUUUUCUUGAGGUGAAUUAAUAAAGGUCAGUUAGCAUAUGUUAUUAACAGUUUCCAAAAGCCAGAGAGGUGAGCCAGUCCGUUUAUCAUAUUAUUUAAUAGCAACUGUUACACAUGUUUUUUUCCACAGUUUUCAUUUUACAAAUAGGGAAAAAAAAUCAAAACAAAAAGCACUGCGGUCUUACUAUUCAAUUUUGAAAAGAGGGCCUUUCACGACCUCUUUGGAGUCACAUUUGUACAGUCGAGCAGUCAUAAGUUAAUACAUUCAGACAUUUAGCAGAACAAAAAAAAAAAAACAAAAAAAAAAAGAAAGGCAUGCCUACUAGUCUAUUCAAAAGACAAAUUUCAGCACUGCAUGCUUCCAAACUAACAAUGAAUACAUUUAUGCACAGCUGCUGGCUUUAAAAGAAAUCGCUCUCCCAUUUCAUAUAAAGGAUCCAAAGUACAACAUUCCCUCAAUGCACAUUUGGGAUGAAGGAAAAAAACUAAACAAAAACACAUCGUCACUUCAAGUGCUUCAAAAUGGGGGAGAACAGGGAGGUACUUUUUUAAAUAAGUAGAAAACUACAAUAUUUACAGUAGUGUUAACAAAAAGAAAAGCCUUUACACCCUCCCACUGCCAACCUUUGGGAGGGCUCGCUGCUCGGUGGCGCUCGGUCCUUUGCGUCCGCGGCCUCUGAAUCCUCUGCCUCUCAGGAAGCGACCAGGAACUCCAAAUGUUUCAAUGUUCAAUUUUUUCUCCUCUGCCCAGGUAGUUCUCCUGAGGGCAUAAGCAAAUAUAACUAAAUAUAUUACAGAGCUUGACAAAACAUUGAAUUAUGACAAAGACAAAUCGCAAAAACAUUUGCAUACCCACCUGGGUUUAAGAUCUGAUGAGAUGUUGUCAAAGAAGCAUUUGGUCUUGUCAUAGUACUUCUCUCCUAGAGUCUCCUCCUCCUGGCUGUCCUGGGCCUCCCCAGAAUCAACUUUCUCCACUGUAGUAAAACAAAAACAACAACAAAAAAACCAAAAAACAGGCAUAUGUUUGCACACCUCAGCAUUUACAAUUCAAAUGUAAAUGACCAUAUCUUUAACAAACAUACCGACAACCUCCUUUGUAAGAUCAUCUUUGAACUGAGCAUUUGCGGUUUCAAAGUCAAAGUCUGACUCGAACUCCAAAGUUGUAGCCUUGGGGUUUUUCACAAGAAGUUGGCCUCUUCUUCGGUUCCUGGACCUGCGACUGCCUGAAAAUAAGCACGUAAAAACCUCAAUAUGACAAACACCUCUGUCAAACUGGUUUAGUAACCGCUUAGAGCCAGCUAAUCAAGUCUUGGACAUUUUGUUAUGCAGUUCAUUGCUUGAGGAUAAAUGGUCAAAGUCUGUUUACUUGACCUAAAUUCUUCUGCCUUCCUCAGACACCUGUCGAGGAAACAGUCGAGGCCAACCACAUUUUUUGGUUUAUAAUGUGCGUUUUUUACUCUCGCUACCUUGUUUUUGCCUUUGUUUCUGGUUUUCAGUGCCUUGGCCUUGAGUCUUGGCUGCACUUGGCUGGGAUGACGCCCUACCUAAAACACAAGUUAAAUGUGAUGAGAUGCUUCUUAUUUUAUUGAGAUUAAAAGCAUAAAUAAAAGUCUGCUGUAAAGUCUG